AUGCCUCGGCUCCUGACAGCCGUCCUCUGCGUAAUGGAAGCAUUCCACAAAUAUGCCAGAGAGGAUGGGGACCAGGCCACGCUGACCUGCAGGGAACUGAAACGGCUCCUCCGGGGCGAGACUGGGGACUUUCUUCAGUCUCAUGUCAUUCAUGCUGUGGAGAGACACCUGAACCUUCUGGACACCAACAAUGAUGGCACCAUCAACUUCGAUGAAUUCGUUCUUGCAAUCUUCAGCUUACUGGACCUCUGUUAUCUUGACAUGAAGUCAUUAGUAAAUUCAGAACCAAGAGAGGUAUCUCAGUCAGAAAAGGCAACGUCAAAUGAUAUGGAUCUCCAGGCGAUCACAAGAAAUGGUCAUCAAGUGGGAGGAACUCUGCCAACUCAAGAAAAGGUGUUGUUUCCUUCCGGAAUAGCAUCAUCAUCCAAGCUCAGCUGGGAUGGAGAAAGUCAGGCCACUGGACACAAAAAAGUGCACUCGCAGGAGGGCAGCAAGACUCAUAACCUGCCGAGAGGAGCACGGAAGCCCAGGGGCCCGAAGAGCCAACACCUGCAAGGAGAUGAACAGAGCCAAGAAGUCGCCCAAGAUGCACCGGCCAUGGAAGACGACAGAGCCCAAAUUAAGACAAAUAAACCAUCAGCAGGAUCAGAGCAGACUAGCAGUCCUACCAAGCAGGUCCCCAGAGAGGGCGCUAAACCAGUCAGAAGGGAAAGCGGUAAUGAGACAAGUGACCAAUUUGAAGAACAGGAAGAGAACUUGAAACUAAAACAAGACCCAACACAGGGACUUCCGGAUCAGGAGGCCGUACCAGGAAAGAGUAUUGAAAACCUCUCUGAAGCACAAGAACCACACCUGCAAGGUGACAAUGAACCCAGGUCAGAGCACCUCCUAGAACCAGCUGCUGCCGGGAAACCAUCUCAGACACAAAAAUCAGCUAAUCCCGAGGAUGGCCAAAGAACAUUGGAGACUCCAGAACCAGGAAAGGAUGUCGACAGGACAUCAACUGAGACUACAGGUAGCGAUGAACCUGAGGAUUAUGGGAGAACAUCUGAGACCCAAGAGUCACCAGCACAGGAAAGAGAACAUGAAAUAAAGGACCCACAAGUCUCAGGUGGUAGUGAAGAUGUUUCAGAAACACCUGGUAUUCGAGCUGAAAGGAAAGAGAGUAGAGGCCUUCAGGCAUGUGGACCAGCACCGCAGAAAGAAUAUGAGAAGAAAACUCAGCCUCCAGUCCCAGAAACCCACACGCAGCACGGGACGUAUCAGGAGCUCCAAAGAUCAUCAAAAGAAGGAGAUUCUGACACACCGGAUCUGAGCACAGAAAAAAGAAAUCAGAAUCGCCCUGAAACUGAAGGCACCUCAUUCCCAGGGGAAGAGAUGAGACACCCUGAGGAGGACACAGCACCAGCAUUUGUGGACAGCAAAAAUGGCCCUGCAGCCAAAGGGACACCAAGAGCCAGAGAAAGGGCCCAAGACUCCACUUCACUUGAGAGGCAAUCUGAAGGAGACUAUAGCAGGACCACCAAGCCUUGUGACAAGCCAAUUGGAGAGGAAGGUGGCUCCCAGGGGGAGGAUCCUGAGGCCCCCGAUGCACAGAAUUGCAAGGGGUCUCGCACAACUCCCAGUAGCCUGUCUCCAGGGGAAGGUGAUAGCAACUCAGAGACAGGUGAACUACAUAUGCAAGGGAAUUCCAAGAGUCAAGCGCACCCACACAGAAGGUCUGUGCAAGAAAGUCACCAUCAUAACCCAGAUCUCCAGAAGUGUGGAGCACCAGGUGAGAACAGGGCACAGAAAGCCGUGGUGCUGUUAGUCAGAGAAGAAAAGACACAUCUCCGAGAGGAACAGGAAGAGCCUGCGGGAGUGGACCUCAAGAGUCACAGCACAGGGACCAAGAGCCCAGAUGCAGCUGCGGAGCCCAGUAGAACCCCAGAGGUACAGAAGUCCACAAGAAAAGGCAAAAGCAGAAAGUCUCUGGAGGCAGGUGGCCUGGAUACCAACUGCACUGUAACACAGCUCUGUGAAAAGGGGGACAGCAGAAAAGAGUUAAAGACCCAGGGCCCAGUGACCAAAGAAGAGGAAGAUAGAGCACCAGAGAGCCAGGAAAUUCCCUUUAAAAGUCCAGGUGAGGACAAUCCGGCCUUCCACAAAACACACCUGGAUGCAGAGGAACCAGCAACUUUGGAAGAAGAGAAUGAAAGUCCCUGUAAGCCAGCAGGAAAAAGUGAUAAGCAACAAAGUCAGACCAAGAAAAGGUAUGAUCCUUCAGUCCCCCUGCCCGGCCCUGAAGAAAGGAUGCAGAGAAACCAGAAGCCCUGUUCUGUGCAGAGGGAUGUGAUCCAAUCCAGUGCACUACACCAGAGCCUGCAAAAGAAGAUACAGCAGGCCAGGCACGGUGGCUCAAGCCUGUGA
Molecule: messenger RNA, 2409 nt
Organism: Fukomys damarensis (Damara mole-rat)
Lineage: Eukaryota; Metazoa; Chordata; Mammalia; Rodentia; Bathyergidae
Gene: Tchhl1
Product: trichohyalin like 1
Exons: 2
Coding region: 1-2409 (802 amino acids)
Molecular function (GO): transition metal ion binding; calcium ion binding
Source: RefSeq, a predicted model, not a curated record